Messenger RNA from Branchiostoma floridae (Florida lancelet), 1023 nucleotides. Its product is annotated as tripartite motif-containing protein 2-like. NCBI's taxonomy places the organism in Eukaryota, Metazoa, Chordata, Leptocardii, Amphioxiformes, Branchiostomatidae. The record is from RefSeq and is a predicted model, not a curated record. The transcript has a single exon. Gene Ontology annotation, biological process: positive regulation of DNA-templated transcription. Gene Ontology annotation, molecular function: ubiquitin-protein transferase activity; zinc ion binding. The coding region runs from base 1 to 1023 and encodes 340 amino acids. Gene Ontology annotation, cellular component: nucleoplasm; chromatin.
AUGGCGUCCGCGACAGAACAGAGCUUUAAGCAGAAGAUUCUGGAAGAAGAUCUGUGCUGUGGGAUCUGCCAGGAAACGUUCCGGCGCCCCAAAGCGCUACCUUGCCUACACACGUUCUGCGAGGAGUGUCUUACAGAGACGGCUAAUCUUGGAGACCUUUGCUGUCCUCUGUGCCGCCGUGAGGUGCCGUUAUCGACAGACGGUGUAGCAGGCCUCCCGGAUAACUACCAACUCUCGGAGCUGUGCAAGAAAUUCUCCGAGCUACCAGCUGACCAGGAGGAAGAUGAAUCACCGCGCUGUGAUUACCACCCUUCCAACGAAGUACGACUUUUCUGCAAGGGCUCAAAAUGCAACGUUCCUAUCUGUGUUCAGUGCUUUGAAGAUUCUCACAGCGACCACAAGGUUGUGCCAGUGAAACAGGCAGUCGAGAAGCGCAUGACAAAAGUCAAUCCGUUGCUAAAGGAGAAGAAGACGCAGAUAGAAGAACUUCGCGAGUAUCUGAAGGAAAUUCGACACCUGGAGUCCCAGAUCACUGACGCGAAGUGCUUGAGCGAAAAGAACAUUCUGGACUCAUACACUGAAAGGGCGAAGCUACUCGCCGAAGACAAGGACAGGCUUCUUAGCGACGUUCAGAGAAGCUAUCAAGACGCCAUGAAGGACGUAAAUGCCGAGAAAGACGCUGUCUUACAGCAGCUGAAAGACUUGACGGACGUCGUCGAAGAAGUUGAACAGACCAAAGAAAAACACGCACUCAAGUUUCUCCGUCAUGAACCAGACGAACUUCGUGAUAAACUGGAAGAAACCAAAGUAGACCCCAUUUUCGCUCCUUUGGAAGUCACGGCCACCAUUUGUCGUCCACACAAAAUCAAAAAGGAACAACUGGUAAAUGGGGAGUUGGUGUCAGAAGUCUUCACCGCGAAAACUCGGUGGCAGGCUGUCGUCAUGCUCUUGUCUCACGUCAAACUGAGAGCGUUCACGGUGGUAGAAACGGUGUACAACGACUUGAAGUCAAUGAAGCAGUGA